Messenger RNA from Naegleria gruberi, 1260 nucleotides. RefSeq lists its product as uncharacterized. The transcript has 2 exons. The record is from RefSeq and is a predicted model, not a curated record. The annotation marks the transcript as partial. NCBI's taxonomy places the organism in Eukaryota, Heterolobosea, Eutetramitea, Acrasida, Naegleriidae.
AUGUCUCGAUUACAGGAAGCAUCUUUACAUAAAACGCUCGGAUCACAGAUUAUGCAACUCUUGGAAGGAAAAACAACAAAUUCAUCUUCCUAUUCCUUUCAAACUCAUCAAGUUAAUUAUGUAUAUGGAUUGGAUAAGAUUAAAUCAAUGGUUCCGAAUGUAAUUAUAAACAAAAAGUAUGACAAUCAACAACAGAUGAAUGGAAUGAGCAAAUUACAAAUUGAAAAGGAAGAAGUUUUUGCCAAGCCGGAAGUGAUGAACAUUCUCGAUGAUAUUUUCAAUGUAAAACUUCAAGGAAAAUACAAUAAUAAUAUAACAGAAUAUGUUGCCCAGGAGGAGAAACAUUCGUUGGGAGAAAAGAAACAAGUUGAUGUGGAAGUAAAGCUGUUCGAUGAUGAGGAUGAGGAACUAGUUGAUAAACCUGCAAUUUAUGAUGAAAAUCAAAAGGAAGUGAAAAUUAAAUUAUUUGAUGAUAUUGAUGAUGACGAUGAUGUUCCAUUCAAGGAUCAACUAAAGGAGAGACAAGUGCAAAAGGAAAAGUCAGGACACAAGAGAAAGAGAAAGGAAAAGAAAUUUUCCUUCUUGGAAGAUUCUGAUGAUGAGGAUGAGGAACAUGAUAAAUCCAUUGCAUUGAAUGAUGAGGAUGAGGAAAGUGAUGAGGAUGAAGAUUUACUCAAGAAUAAGGCUGCAGAGACUCACAACUUUAUCAGCUCUACAAAGGUCAAGAAAUCUGAAAAACCAAACAAGGUAGCCAAGAGACAUAAGGAACAAAAUGAUAGAAAGCGUUUAUACUCAGACUUUAAUAAUGGUGUAUUGUUGAUCUAUUAUUUAAUGUUUCCAGUCAUGUAUCCGAUCGUUACACUUGCAGUACCAUCCAUUGUUUUGUAUCCAAUAUUUGCAUUCUAUGAAACUUAUGCUCUUUACAUUUCGGAAAAUUCUACAGGUUUUUGGAGUAUGAUGAUUUCAUUGACAGUCACCUUCUUGUCCAUGUUGGCCAUGUCAAUUAGAGCUUUCAUUGUGUGGGAUGACAAGAUUGGAAGAAGCUAUCGUAAUAGUAAUGUAGAUAUCUUCUCUGAUUGGGGUGAAUUCCAAAUACGUUUGCCUAAACAUUUAUUUUCUAUUGUAAUGUUGGUAAAUCCUGUCAGAUUCAUAUACUUUUUAAAACAAGGAUACAAAUCUCAAACAUUAUCUGCAUUUACUGAUUUAAUGGCUGAUUAUACUGUUAAAGCAGUGUUAGAUUAUUUAUGCUUGCCAUUUUGU